AUGGCAAGUAUCGCUGAGGGAACGACAUCAGCGACAAAUGACAGCCUAUUAAACGAGAACCAAAAGUCAACAUCAAGAGCAAAUAGUGACGCUACAAUCGAAAAAGAUCUAAAAACUGGCGCCAGUGAGACAGCAGCCCUUUCAAAAAAUCAACUGAAGAAGCUGAAGAAGCUUGAACGCUGGGAAGCGUCCCGCGAAUGGCGCAAGGAGAGACGGAAGGAAAAAUUAAAGGAAAAGAGGGACCGUAAACGAGAGGAAAAGGUGCAAUCAACAGCCCAAACCAAUUUUGGCCCCUCUGAACUGCCGGUAUCGCACGACAGCCUGGCCGUGGGAAGGGUUACGCUUCGGGAUCUGAGAAAGAAAGAUAAUGGAAACUCUGUCUUAUUACCCGUCACUCUUGUGAUAGAUUGUGAUUUUGAUGAUCUAAUGCUGGAAAAAGAACGGAAGUCUCUCGCCUCUCAAAUCACCCGUGCAUACUCUGACAAUUCUCGGUCCAAAUACAGGUCACACUUAGUUGUGUCUUCAUUUAACGGCUUCUUGAAACAGCGAUUUGAUACCGUGCUAACAAAACAAUAUGAACGUUGGAGGGGCGUUACUAUGACCGAGGAGAAUUUUGUUACUGCAGCCGAAGCUGCACAAGCCCGGAUGAAACAGCCUCGAGGCGGGAAACUGGUGGGGGUUUUCUCUAAUAAAGUUGAUAUGGAAAAGGCUCAAUUAGAAGAAGAGGGGGAGAUUAUUUAUCUUACAAGUGAUAGCUCGGAUACCCUAACAGAGCUGAAACCAUAUAGUACAUACGUUAUUGGGGGUCUAGUUGACAAAAAUCGCCACAAGGGAAUAUGUUAUAAAAGAGCCGUCGAAAAAGGGAUAAAGACUGCUAAGCUACCUAUUGGGGAGUAUAUGCAAAUGUCGAGUCGCUAUGUUCUAGCCACGAACCAUGUGGUAGAAAUAAUCAUCCGAUGGUUGGAACUUGGAGACUGGGGUCAGGCAUUCGAUCAAGUCAUACCAAAGAGAAAAGGAGGGACGUUGAAAUGUGAAGAUGUUCAAGUAGAAAAGGUGGAGAAGGGCAAUGGAGAUGGUGCGCAGAAUAAAGAGCCCUCAGCAGAAAUUCCAAAUGAGGAAUGUCAACGCAGCCAGGAGCCUGGAGAUAUAUAG
Ophidiomyces ophidiicola is the source of this 1152-nucleotide messenger RNA. It is a transcript of the gene TRM10, whose product is annotated as tRNA (guanine(9)-N(1))-methyltransferase. NCBI's taxonomy places the organism in Eukaryota, Fungi, Ascomycota, Eurotiomycetes, Onygenales, Onygenaceae. The record is from RefSeq and is a predicted model, not a curated record. Bases 1 to 1152 code for a protein of 383 amino acids. The transcript has a single exon. Gene Ontology annotation, biological process: tRNA N1-guanine methylation. Gene Ontology annotation, cellular component: nucleus. Gene Ontology annotation, molecular function: tRNA binding.